Messenger RNA from Aspergillus pseudonomiae, 982 nucleotides. RefSeq lists its product as uncharacterized. NCBI's taxonomy places the organism in Eukaryota, Fungi, Ascomycota, Eurotiomycetes, Eurotiales, Aspergillaceae. Bases 196 to 435 code for a protein of 79 amino acids. The transcript has a single exon. The record is from RefSeq and is a predicted model, not a curated record.
GGCAUCCUUGUGCAGCCAGAUUGGCAAUCUCUACUCCUGUGGUUGAAUUAACUAGUAAUAUUGGGCCACACCCAUGGAUUUUUUUUGAAUAUAAGGUGGUAGAAACAUACACAGACUGAAACAUCCCUCUUACAUGCCGAAUUCUCAUUUGCAAUCCCAGUUACCCGUAACUAGGAUUCCGUGAUUUUGUUUUGAAUGAAUCCCUUCCUCCAUAAUACCCUGUCCAAACGUAUCCACGUUUGGCUUGAGCAUUUAUGUCUGACGGCUUCAGCUAUAUCAAACGCGACCCUUCUUUUCUUCGCACAAUAUGGCAUAUGUGUACAAGACCACCGGGACAGUUAUGCAGGUUAUUGCCAAGCCAUGGUAGGAAUUAUGAGUUUGGAUAUCUUCAUCUUUCAUAUUUUAAACAAUGCUCAAAGUGUCAGAAUAUCAUGAUAAAGACUGUGUAAUACAUAAAACGACGACUGAACGAAAUACCCAUGUUGGAUUGCCUGGUGCAAGGGUCCAGAAAGUCCGACGACAAUAUAACUUCAAUCAUGGCCUCCAAAAGUGUACAUCCCUGUAUUAAGACUCAACAUUUGAUUAUUCAUGAUAUGCCCAUAUCUAUAUUCCAGUUGAUACGGGGCUCCAACUACCGACACCAUUGAGCCCCAUCAUAUCCGUACGCGUUCUUUGGAACAUCUUUUUGUCUAAAUGUCUUUACACAUACUCAAUGGAUGAAAAGAAACAAUCAGUUCAAAGCCGUCAAUCCAGGCAAAAGAACGCAAGAUCUCAUUGAUGCCCUACUCUUUCUUAUCUGUAAUGACUUAAAUGCCACACGGCUCACAUCGAUCGGCAUUUCACAUCUUAGGACACUGUCUUCCUUCUUCGACACUUUCCCUGCGAUAACACCAUCCAAAUCUGUGGAUGUCAAACUACCUCCAAGAUCGUUCAGCAUGUGCAAAAGAUCAGCAACCCCCUUAUGGCCAGAGGCCCCCGCCGA